CCACGUCCAGUCCAGACCAGAGACAGCAUUUCCCUCACUCUCUAAUCACUACUACUUUCCCCCUUUGUCUCUAUCUCUCUCUCUUGAGGGAAAGUGGAGGAAGAAGAAGAAGAAGUGUCGCUGAAGAAUUUGAAGGCGGGGAAAAAGGAUGCGGAAGCUGUAGUUUCGUUUCAGGGGCUUAAAAAAGUUUUUUGAGCAAGAUUUGAAGAUGAGAAUGCCGAGAUUCCUUCCAUGGCUUCUGCUGCUCUUCUGCUUAGCCAUCUCUACUUGCUUCGCCAGACAAGGGCCAUGGGUAAUGCGAAUAAGCUGCGGAUCACGAGUCAACGUCAACACCGCACCUACCAACACCCGAUGGAACAAAGAUUUUGCAUACACAGGAGGAAUCCCAGCCAACGCUACAAAAUAUCCAAGCUUCCUCACUCCUCGACUCCCCACACUCCGCUACUUCCCUCUAUCCUCUGGCGGCCCCAACAACUGCUACAACAUCAGGCGGGUCCCGAAAGGCCACUACACAGUUCGGGUCUUCUUUGGCUUGAUCGAGGAACCCGACUUCAACACUGAGCCCUUGUUCGACAUCUCGGUGCAAGGCACGCAGGUUUACUCGCUGCAGGCGGGGUGGAGUACCAACGAUGAUCAGUCAUUCGUGGAAGCGCAAGUGUUUCUCCUCGAUCACACGGCAUCCAUUUGCUUUCACAGCACUGGUCAUGGCGAUCCGGCAAUCACCUCGAUCGAGAUUCUCCAGAUUGAUAAUCAAGCUUACCGUUAUGGCCCGGCAUGGGGGCAAGGGACUAUACUUAGAACUGCCACCAGGUUGAGCUGUGGUAAUGGGAAGCCCAAAUUUGAUGUGGAUUACAGUGGAGAUCACUGGGGUGGGGAUAGGUUUUGGGGUCCAAUUACGUCUUUGGGUUCAAGCUCUGAUCAACCUAGGUCUACAGAAGCUGGGAUCAAGCAUGCUACAAAUGCGCCCAACUUUUAUCCAGAAGCUCUCUACCAGACUGCUAUCGUGAGCACAGAUGCUCAGCCGGAUUUGGCUUACACUAUGGAUGUGGAGCCGAAUAGAAACUACUCGAUUUGGCUGCAUUUCGCCGAGAUUGAUGCUACCGUGACUGAUGUGGGGAAGAGGGUGUUUGAUAUAUUGGUUAAUAGCGAUGUGCAGUUCCAGGACGUUGAUAUUAUUAAAAUGAGUGGAGGUCGAUAUACUGCGCUAGUUCUUAACACGACGGUUCUUGUUAAUGGGAGGACCUUGACUAUAACUCUGCAUCCUAAAGAAGGGCAGUACGCUAUUAUCAGUGCCAUUGAGAUCUUUGAAGUUGUUAUAGCUGAGACCAAAACUCUUUCCCAGGAAGUGGCUGCUCUACAAAAGUUGAAGACGGCAUUGGCACUUCCUCCUCGAUUCGGGUGGAAUGGUGAUCCAUGUGUUCCUCAGCAACAUCCUUGGAAUGGAGCAGACUGCCAAUUUGACAGGACUAAUUUCAGAUGGUUCAUUGAUGGGCUUGGACUUGACAAUCAAGGUUUGAGGGGGUCGUUGCCAAAUGACAUAAUCAAAUUGCAAAGCUUACAGAGCAUAAACUUGAGUGGUAACAGCAUCCACGGGGCUAUUCCAUCGUCAAUAGGAAAACUAACCAAGUUGGAAGCAUUAGACCUAUCUUACAAUUCCUUUAACGGGUCAAUUCCUGCAAGUGUUGGGCAGUUGACAUCAUUGCGCAGACUGAAUCUCAAUGGCAACCAUCUAUCAGGAAGAGUCCCUGCUGAACUUGGAGGAAUGCUUUUGCACGGAGCUACCUUCAAUUUCACUGAUAAUGCUGGCCUUUGUGGUAUACCUGGACUGCGAACAUGCGGACCUCGCCUUACUGCUGGUGCCAAAAUCGGCAUAGCAUUUGCUGCAUCCGUGGCAUGCCUUCUUGUGGUCGUCUGCGCAACUUGCUGGUGGAAAAGACGGCAGAACAUUCUCCGAGCUCAGCAGAUCGCAGCAAGAGGUGCUCCAUAUGCCAAAGCAAGAACCCACCUCUCCCAUGACAUUCAACUGACAAGGCAUUACAAUAAUCAGAACCACCACUCCUCCCGAACAGCUGCUGAGAACGGACCUAGCUUGCUAUCGUGAUUAACCCGCAGCUCGACCCAUGUCGUACUUUUUCGACUCGUACUUCCUUCACGAGGGCUCCCCCCAAAAUGCCUACAGGUUGAAUUCGGAAAGCGAGUGAUGAGUCUGCAACUCGCAAUGGCUGAUAACCGAAUGAGUAGAUCCACCUCGUCGGCAGCAACUGUAUAUUAAAUUCUUUUCUCAAUCUACAAGGCAAUGUGACAUUGCAGUGUGUUAGAAAGGAGAAGGAAAAGGGUACCUGUUUGCAAUAUAGAUUAGAAUACUUUGGUUCCUUUUUUUUCUUAUGGGGUUCAUGGGGCAGUCUUGAUUUGUAUAAACAAUAACCUCUAGGUGGUGUCACAGUAUUCCCCAGUUGGACUGUAGAACUUACAACUCAGAAAGUCACAAAGUAUAAUUUUAUUUCAGUUUUGUAUGCACACUAGAU
Molecule: messenger RNA, 2525 nt
Organism: Linum tenue
Lineage: Eukaryota; Viridiplantae; Streptophyta; Magnoliopsida; Malpighiales; Linaceae
Source: the annotation of a GenBank genome assembly